AUGGAGGUGGGUGCUUUGGGAACAGGGUUUGUGUGCUUUCCAGCUCAAAGACAUGUCCUCACGUACAUGGAGGAUGCAGUGAGCCAGCUGCUGGAGAACAGAGAAGAUAUUAGUCAGUAUGGCAUUGCCAGGUUCUUCACUGAAUAUUUUAAUAGCGUGCGUCAAGGAACACACAUCUUGUUCCGUGAGUUCAGCUUUGUUCAAGCUACCCCUCAUAACAGGGCGUCUUUUCUUCGGACCUUCUGGAGGUGUUUCCGAACAGUGGGGAAAAACGGAGAUUUGCUGACAGCACAGGAAUACCACUGCCUGCUGCAGCUGCUCUGCCCUGACUUCCCAAUGGAACUCACUCAGAAAGCAGCAAGGAUUGUGCUGAUGGAUGAUGCUAUGGAUUGCCUGAUGUCUUUUUCUGAUUUCCUCUUUGCUUUCCAGAUCCAGUUCUACUACUCAGAGUUCCUGGAAAGUGUGGCUACCAUUUAUCAAGAUCUGCUGGCUGGUAAGAAUCCAAAUACUGUGAUUGUGCCAACAUCAUCCUCUGGGCAACAUCGGCAGCGCCAACUCCCAAAUGACUGCAGCCCACUCGAUGGGGUAGAGGCAUCUCUCUUCUACCAGUGCCUAGAGUCCUUGUGUGACAGAUCAAAAUACAGCUGUCCACCUUCUGCUCUUGUGAAGGAAAUGUUGAGUAGUGCACAGAGACUGACCUUCUAUGGAUUCCUUAUGGCACUUGCAAAGGAUCAGGGGAUCAAUAGAGCCCUAGGGGCUUUGCCAGAUAAAGGAGACUUGUUUCUGGACCCUGCCAUGGAUCAGGAACUUGAGAAACUGGUAGCUCAGGUUUCAGGGCUUUCCGUCUCUGGUCCCACCAGUUCCAGCGGGGACGCAGCUAAUUUGCCCGUCCGUAACUCACCCAGGAUUAACUCUCCCUGGAAACCUCUACACCAUCGGCGAAAAAUGGAUGCUGAGAGCGAAGGCUCCAAUGAAGAGACAGACUCCUCUGAAAACUGA
Messenger RNA from Nipponia nippon (crested ibis), 999 nucleotides. NCBI's taxonomy places the organism in Eukaryota, Metazoa, Chordata, Aves, Pelecaniformes, Threskiornithidae. The record is from RefSeq and is a predicted model, not a curated record.